ACAGAUUUAACGCUGAAACAGAAAGAUAGUCGUUGUUGAACUCUGUCCGGUCAAAAAAUAAAAGUCGGUCGGUUUUGAAACUGCCAAACGGCCUAACCCGAAUUGCCUCAUCUUCAUCCCCUAAAAGCAUAUUAAUUCCAUCUCACUGGAUUCUCUAGAUUUUGGUAACUAAGGGUUUACAAAGUUCUUCCCUUUUUCUGAUUACGAAUUGGGUAGUCUUACUAGAGAAUCUGUCGUUUAAUCUUGAAUUGCUGCAACUGAUGAAAUCGAAGUCUGGGUUUUGAUUCUGAUGAAUGAAGUGUGGUUGUUACCAGAACCUCGACUCUUGUUUAUCCUCUAACACUGCUGUCCACACACAAAGUCCAUAACCCAGAUGACGAUAAGCACCUGUAGCAUCGCUUUGCAACGCUUCCUUUUCACUCCGCCGCCUCAGAGCCUGAGCCAAGGUAGGAGAGAAGAGCUAAGAGCACCAAUGGAGGUUCGGUGCAAGGCCGGAGCAGUGCCUUUGAUGAAGCAAAGCCACAAGUUUCUCUCGUCCCUCUCUUCCCCUGCCUUGGCUGGAGAUCCCUCAGCUACAAACCGACACAUUAAGAAGUUCGUAGCUGCUUCCCCCAAGUCAGUGUCUCUCAAUGUCCUCUCUCAUCUCCUCUCACCUCACACUUCACUUCCCCAUCUCUCCUUCUUUGCUCUCUCUUUGUAUUCAGAAAUUACUGACGCUUCGUGGUUUGAUUGGAACCCUAAGCUCAUUGCUGAUCUUGUUGCUCUGCUCAAUAAGCAAGAAAGAUUCCACGAAUCAGAAACUCUACUCUCUACUGCCGUUACAAACCUCAAGUCAAACGAACGAGACUUUGCUCUCUUCCUCUGCAACUUGGCUGAAUCAAACUCUAAACAAGGGUCCGCACAAGGUUUCAAGGAAGCCUGCCUUCGUUUGAGAGAGGUAUUACAAACAUCGUCAUCAGUUUACGUCAAAACCCAAGCUUACAAGUCUAUGGUUUCUGGACUAUGCAACAUGGACCAACCUAACGAUGCUGAAACCGUUAUCGAAGAGAUGAGACUCGAAAAACUAAAGCCGGGGGUGUUUGAAUAUAAGUCUGUUCUAUACGGUUACGGAAGGUUAGGAUUGUUUGAUGACAUGAACAGAAUAGUGCAUAGGAUGGAGACAGAAGGUCACAGAGUCGACACGGUUUGUUCAAACAUGGUCCUGUCUUCCUACGGAGCUCAUGACGCUCUUCCCCAAAUGGGUUCUUGGCUACAGAGACUGAAGGACUUCAACGUUCCUUUGUCCUUAAGAACGUACAACACGGUCUUGAAUUCUUGUCCUACAGUCACAUCAAUGUUAAAAGACUUGAAUAGCUGUCCGCUCUCUGUUUCCGAAGUGCUUACUUUUCUCAAUGAAGACGAGGUGGUUCUGGUACGCGCAUUGACUCAGUCGUCGGUUUUACAUGAAGCCAUGGAGUGGAGUUCGUUAGAAGGCAAGCUGGAUCUGCAUGGUAUGCACUUGAGCUCGGCGUAUUUGAUAAUGAUGCAGUGGAUGGAUGAGAUCAAGGUUAGGUUUAGUGGAGAGAAGUGUGUGGUUCCUGCAGAGAUUGUAGUUGUCUCUGGCUCUGGAAAGCACAGUAGCGUGAGAGGAGAGUCACCGGUUAAAGCAUUGGUUAAAAAGAUGAUGGUUCGUACCGGAAGCCCUAUGAGAAUCGACAGGAAGAACGUUGGUUGUUUUAUUGCUAAAGGAAAAACGGUAAAAGAAUGGUUUUGCCAAUGAAAUUGUUUUAACUGUGAGUUUAAUCAUUGGGUUCACAAGUUUUAAUAGUAACUAGGUUCUUUUCCCAGGCUACGUCCGGGUUAUUUAUUUAUAAACCGCUUGCUAUUUAAAGAAAACUUCCGGUUUAAUGUGAAUAUACCAUAUUUUUGUUGGUUGAAUGUUAUAUAUAAUUUUUUCUUGCA
Messenger RNA from Brassica napus (rape), 1941 nucleotides. RefSeq names its product pentatricopeptide repeat-containing protein At2g17033. The transcript is spliced from 3 exons. The record is from RefSeq and is a predicted model, not a curated record. NCBI's taxonomy places the organism in Eukaryota, Viridiplantae, Streptophyta, Magnoliopsida, Brassicales, Brassicaceae. The coding region runs from base 374 to 1759 and encodes 461 amino acids. Gene Ontology annotation, molecular function: protein binding.